Anoplophora glabripennis (Asian longhorned beetle) is the source of this 1726-nucleotide messenger RNA. RefSeq names its product cytosolic non-specific dipeptidase. Lineage: Eukaryota; Metazoa; Arthropoda; Insecta; Coleoptera; Cerambycidae. The transcript has 5 exons. The record is from RefSeq and is a predicted model, not a curated record. Gene Ontology annotation, molecular function: metallodipeptidase activity. Gene Ontology annotation, biological process: proteolysis. The coding region runs from base 192 to 1634 and encodes 480 amino acids.
AUUUCGAUGCUAUCAAUUUCCCCUUCUAAUAUCAAUAAGAAACUGACAAAUUCAGUUUUUAAAAUUAAAUUAUAUAAAUGCUGCUUAGUAUAAAAAUUAGUUCAUAUUAAAAAAUACUACUAGUACUAGUAUAAGUAGUAUAACAAGCAAAAAAUACAUUUCCACUUUUAACCUAAGAGUUAGAAAGAAAAAUGUCUGGUGCUUCUGUUCCCGAACCUCUUUUACAGUUGUUUAAGCAUAUAGAUGAAAACAAACAAAAAUAUGUAGAGAAUUUAAAAGAAGCAGUUGCUAUUCAGUCUGUAUCGGCAUGGGCUCACAAAAGAGACGAAGUCGUAAAAAUGGUAAACUGGGUUUCUACUCGUCUACAGAAAUUGGGAGCUCAAACAGAGUUACGUGAUGUUGGCUUGGAGGAACUGCCAGACGGUAGUACCAUACCUUUACCUCCUGUGUUACUAGGAAGCCUAGGCAGUGAUCCUAAUAAGAAGACUGUACUCAUUUAUGGUCAUUUAGAUGUUCAACCCGCUUAUUUAGAAGAUGGUUGGGCGUCGGAACCCUUUGUUCUAACCGAGAGCGAUGGAAAAUUAUUUGGAAGGGGUGCGUCUGAUGAUAAAGGGCCCGUCUUGUGCUGGAUUCAUGCCAUCGAAGGAUUUCAGGCACUCGGGAUGGAAGUACCCGUAAAUAUUAAGUUUGUAUUUGAAGGUAUGGAGGAAUGUGGCAGUGAAGGACUAGAUGAUCUCCUUUUUGCCGAGAAAGAUAAGUUUCUUGCAGGUACUGAUUUUAUUUGCAUAUCCGAUAAUUAUUGGCUGGGAAUAAAUCGACCUUGCCUGACGUACGGCUUAAGAGGCGUUUGUUAUUUUUUUGUCGAAGUGGAAUGCGCUGCUAAGGAUUUGCACAGUGGUGUUUUUGGGGGUACAGUUCACGAAGCUAUGACAGACCUGGUGUACCUUUUAACUACGUUAGUAGAUAAAGACGGGAAAAUUCUUAUACCGGAACUGUACAAGGACGUGGCCCCCAUUGUGGAGGGAGAGAAUGAGAUUUAUAAAAAAAUAGAUUUCGACGUGGCGGAAUAUCGUGCUAGUGUAGGCUGCGAACGUUUGCUUCACAACGAGGUAAAGGAAACAAUUCUGAUGCACCGUUGGAGAUACCCGUCUCUGUCGAUUCAUGGUAUCGAAGGAGCGUUCAGCGAACCCGGCCAAAAGACUGUGAUUCCUAGGAAAGUCAUCGGGAAGUUUUCCAUCAGGAUUGUACCGAAUCAAGAACCAAAGCAGAUCGAAAAAUAUGUCGUUGAUCAUUUAGAGAAACUGUGGAAGGAGAGGGGAAGCCCGAAUAAAAUGAAGGCAUAUAUGGCCGACGGAGGCUACCCUUGGACAGAAGAUCCAACCCAUCCCCAUUACGGUGCAGCGAUUAAGGCUACAAAAUAUGUGUACAAUAUCGAACCAGACCUGACACGGGAGGGAGGUUCAAUUCCCGUCACUCUAACAUUCCAGCAGGUUACAGGAAAAAACACGAUACUUCUGCCGGUAGGAGCCGGGGAUGACGGGGCCCACGCCCAGAACGAGAAGGUGGACCUUAGGAAUUAUAUUGGAGGGACGAAACUCCUCGGUGCCUACCUGUACGAAGUUGCUCAACUCUGAAAAGGCCUGUAACGAUUAUGCAACAAUAAGACGCACUUUAUUAUCAUGUAUAUUUGGAUUAAUUGUUAUCAAAUGAAAUCGUUUUAUUUUAU